Molecule: messenger RNA, 1026 nt
Organism: Aspergillus caelatus
Lineage: Eukaryota; Fungi; Ascomycota; Eurotiomycetes; Eurotiales; Aspergillaceae
Exons: 3
Coding region: 1-1026 (341 amino acids)
Biological process (GO): amino acid activation for nonribosomal peptide biosynthetic process; secondary metabolite biosynthetic process
Cellular component (GO): cytoplasm
Molecular function (GO): phosphopantetheine binding
Source: RefSeq, a predicted model, not a curated record
AUGCUGGAUCCUUCUCACCCUGAAGAGCGUCUGCGAGAGAUCUGUCAUCGGUCUCAAGCCAGCUUAAUCGUGUGCUCUGAAUCUCUGCACACCAAUUCGUUGCAGCUUAUCACGAAUAUCGUAACAAUGGGACCCGAGAAAGCGGAGGUCUGGUCGAAAGCAACAGACAUCCCUGCUCUCAAGUCCGCGGUUCAACCAUACCACGCAGUGUAUGCCGUCUCCACGUCAGGAUCUACAGGCACGCCGAAGGGGGCAGUACAACAAUUUCCCGAGGCCGUGAGGCAAUUUCAGGCAAACUGGAUGCAAAUUACACCCUCUGUAGCCCGGCUAUUGAAGCCAACCGAGAUCCCUACUAUCCAAACCCUUGUCCUCGGUGGGGAGCCCUUAAGAUUUGAGGACAUUGACCGGUGGGCACAUUGCGUUCAUAUACUGAACGCGUACGGGCCAUCGGAAUGUUCUGUCAUCAGCUCCAUCCACGAACGCGUGGAGCCUGGGUGUGACCCAGACAAUAUUGGGUUUGCAAAUGAUGCGGUUUUCUGGGCAGUUGAUAAGAGCAAUAUCAAUCAAUUGAUCCCUAUUGGAGCAAUUGGUGAACUCAUCAUCGAAGGCCCCAUUCAAUUUCGCGCUCAAGACCAAGAUCAAGCACCCAUUUAUCGGACAGGUGAUCUUGUGCGGUAUCAGGGCGAUGGAUCCCUAAAAUACAUCGGUUGCAAGGGCAGUCAGAACAUCGAGUUAGACAAGGUAGAAUAUCAUGUCAAACGGAGUCAAGCAGAGUUUCAGAGGGUGGUAGCAGAUAUUGUAAAGCCACCUGAUGCACUUGAGCCAGUGCUAGUCGCGUCGGUCUGCCAUCGUCCAUCAGAGUCACUCACCCCUUCGGGUGAUCUCUUCGUUGACUGCACGCCGGGCUUCCGAACAAAUGCCCAGGCUGCCCGUUCCAAGCUUCUCACAGCGCUCCCACGGAGGCCGUUUCAACAAGAGCUCUCAACAGAUGCAAUACCUUCAAACGUUCCAUCCGCAAUUAUGUAG